CGAGUUGAGAAAACUUCCAUAUAAAGGACCAACAGUUUGAACGUUAACCACAAAACACUUCCACACUUUCACGGACCAUUUCAAGUUCUACAGUGGACGUUUCCAGAAACAAUACUAAGAUGAAAUCUCUGAUGAUAGUUUUGGGUCUUCUUGUCUCGUGCACGUUCAGUUAUAGAAUCACUAUAGAAUGUAACGAUGGCGGCAGCACAAUAUCGAGCUCUGGUCUUACGGACUUGCUAUCUAUGGUCUUGGGCAAAGGUGAUGAUGAUGGACUAGGUCUGGGAGGUGGUGAUGAUGGACUAGGUCUGGGAGGUGGGGAUGUUGGAUUGGGCCUGGGAGGUGGUGAUCUGUUGGGGCUGGUCGGAGGAGACGAGGAUGGUGAGGAUGAUGACGACGUGGACGAUUUGUCCGCAUCGCUGAGGGAACUCGCUAAAGCUCUUCAAGAAAACAAGCAGACCGCUGAGGCUGAGACUCUCAACAAUGCUGCUGACGUCAUUGACAAACUGAGCGAGCAGAUGAACAAGGAGGUGGAGGGUGAGUUGAAGAAGGGGGACAGCGAGCUGGAGAAGGAGCUGACUAAUGAGGUGGAGAAGGAAACACAGGAAGAGGUCAACGACCAGAAAGAGGAGAACAAAGUCUUGGAACAGCUUGAUUCAACAUCACCUCUUCCAUGAACAAACCAGUUUAUAACAUAUGCUGUACGAUAUCGACGGUGUUGAACUGGAAAACCAUCUAAUGGAAUUUGAAUCCCAGCACAA
Molecule: messenger RNA, 758 nt
Organism: Gigantopelta aegis
Lineage: Eukaryota; Metazoa; Mollusca; Gastropoda; Neomphalida; Peltospiridae
Exons: 4
Coding region: 120-674 (184 amino acids)
Source: RefSeq, a predicted model, not a curated record